AUGGAGGGGGUGAUGCUCAGCAUGCAGAAGGACGGUUGGAGAAUUGGAGCUGUGGUUACUGAUAAUGCGGGACAGUGCGGUCGAGCUCGGAGAAUAUUGAGCAUCCGUUGGCCUAACAUUGCUUUCGUAAUUUGUUUUGCGCACGAUUUGAAUAAUCUGGUGAAGGCCGUACUCAAGUCUGACUACGCCCAAGUCACCAAGCAGGCGUCGGAUGCUGUCAACGCCCUGAAUGUCUCGUCGGCCAAGUGGCUAGUCGAAGCCAACGUGUGUAUGAGAGAUACCUACGGCUACAAGCUACACUUGAAGCAGCUGUGCGAAACGAGAUGGAAUAGCAUGCACGGAUGCUUCGCGUGA
Phytophthora infestans T30-4 is the source of this 354-nucleotide messenger RNA. RefSeq lists its product as uncharacterized. The transcript has 2 exons. Bases 1 to 354 code for a protein of 117 amino acids. NCBI's taxonomy places the organism in Eukaryota, Oomycota, Peronosporomycetes, Peronosporales, Peronosporaceae. The record is from RefSeq and is a predicted model, not a curated record.